Mytilus californianus (California mussel) is the source of this 940-nucleotide messenger RNA. RefSeq names its product SH2 domain-containing protein 4B-like. NCBI's taxonomy places the organism in Eukaryota, Metazoa, Mollusca, Bivalvia, Mytilida, Mytilidae. The transcript is spliced from 4 exons. Gene Ontology annotation, cellular component: cytoplasm. The record is from RefSeq and is a predicted model, not a curated record. The coding region runs from base 309 to 749 and encodes 146 amino acids.
UCGUACUUUUAAUUGAUGUAUCAACUGACACGGGUUAGUGACUAGAUUUUUAAAAGAUAAGUACAUAUACUAAAUGCACUUACUGUAUUUAGUUUAUAUAUAUAUAUAUUUGUGUUAAAUGUCAUCUCGUUCCUGUGGCAACUGACUGGUAAAAGGAUUGAAGUUAACUGUGACAUCUUCCAAACAACUUUUUAAAACUGUAAAUAUUUGUUAAUCGAUACUAUUAGAUUGUGAUAACUUGACAAUUUAUUGCACAUUAAUAGACAUUAGUAGACAGAAAGGCAAAGAAAGUUAAAGAACAUAAAAGGAUGAGUCGGCCAUUUAGACCUCAAAACAAAGAUGCAGUUAUUGCUUGGUUUCGUGAUGAAGAAAAAGAACGGAGUGCUGUUUUAGAUCCCCAAACUAAUGAACCUGCAGAAUGGUUUCAUGGUAUUGUUCCUAGAAAGGACGCUGAGAAUAUGUUAACUAGUGAACCUAUAGGAAGUUACUUGGUCAGACUUAGUGAUAAAGUUUGGGGUUAUGUAAUAUCGUAUAGAGCACCAGAUGGAUUUAGCCACUACAUGGUUGAUAGAAUAGAGAACGGAUACCAGUUCCUCUCUGAUCCAUAUGAAUUCAAACAUGCAACUUUAGCAGAUCUUAUCUUAUACCAUGUGAAUAACCCCAUAGCAAGAGAAAGUACAAAGAAGCUUAUCAAACCAAUAGGACAGAUUAAAUCACCACCGGAUUAUCAUUAUCUGUUCAACUCAUGACAUGUAAUAUAUUUUUGUUGAAAAAGCAGAAUACAACAUGCAAGAACUUUAUUUAGAAUUAGAUGACAGAAGAUUUUAGUAUUUGAGCCAAUUUUUAAAUGGAAGAAAAGUAAUUUUACAAGGAACCAGUAAAUCAUUUUAGGUAACCAAUUUUAAACAUCAGAAUGAUAAUUUAAAGAUCUACUAAUUUA